Acanthochromis polyacanthus (spiny chromis) is the source of this 933-nucleotide messenger RNA. Its product is annotated as carcinoembryonic antigen-related cell adhesion molecule 1-like. The transcript has 3 exons. The record is from RefSeq and is a predicted model, not a curated record. NCBI's taxonomy places the organism in Eukaryota, Metazoa, Chordata, Actinopteri, Pomacentridae. The coding region runs from base 1 to 933 and encodes 310 amino acids.
AUGUGUGUAGGUGAAGGUAUUUUACCCCCGGGACCCUUGAGUGGAGCUGUAGCAGGUGCAGUGAAGUUCACCACCACCCUUAGACCUCCCAAUAAUCCAUUCCUGUCUGUAAGCUGGAGCUUUAAAGGGGUCAACAUAAUCACCUCCACCAGCGUCAACAUCACUGAACCUGGACACGUCAACAGGAUCUCAUUAGACCGAGCCACAGGGACCCUGGAGCUCAGGAACCUGGUGCUGGAGGACAGCGGGGAGUACACCGUCACCAUCAUUCCAGAUGCAGGGCUGCAGAAACAAGGGAGGAUCACUCUGAAUGUGUAUGCACUGAUAUCCAAAGCCACCAUCCGCAGCCCUGCAGCCAUCCUGAUAGAAGACAGAAGCUCCACUAACCUCACCUGUGAGGCGUCUGGCUCCAUUACCACCAGAGUGUGGAUAAAAGAUGGCCGCCCUCUUCUUCCCAGUGACAGAGUCAGCUUCUCCAUGGACAACAGGACAGUGUUCAUACAACCUGUUCACAGCUCCAACCAUGGCACCUACCAGUGUCGAGUUAGCAACCCAGUCAGCACCAUGACUGCAGCCCAGAAUCUCACUGUCAACUGUGACCAUUUAAGCACAGAUCUCAACUUUGUAACCCUAACACAGUCUGUAUCUUUUGUCCGUACAGUUGGACCACAUAACAUAUCAAUUAUUGGACCAUCAGCAGCUCCACCUGGUUACAGAGUGGCACUGCUGUGCACCGCAGCUUCUGUCCCACCAGCAAACUUCAGCUGGAUGUUUAACGGCAAUGAGACACAUGUUAACAGCUCCUUGUACAUAAUAGAAAGGUUAGAGGCAGAGGACACAGGGAAUUACACCUGCACGGCAAGAAAUAUGGUGACAAUGAUGGAAAACUCCACGGUUCUGAGCCUGAAAGGUAAAAAAAAAAAGGAUGCAUGA